CACUCUCACACUCACACACCACUAAAAUACACACAGCCCACGCGUGCGCGGAUGAGAUGUACUCGCGCGCUGAGCGCGUGCACCGUGCUCGCGGUUCCGGUCCUGCAGCAGAAGCGGCGCUGAGGACGCCGCGCGCCUCCGGUAUUACAGCGCGUGAGAUGGCGCCUCGCCGCGCGGAGAGACCGUCUACCGGGAGGAGUGAUGAGGAGGAGAGCGUCUCGUGAAGGACCGGACCGUGUCGUCUCGUGAAGGACCGGACCGUGUCGCGGUGCUCUGCUCAGACGGACUGUGCGCCAUUUGGGCUUCGACCUGUAACAUCCUGUUCGGUGUCCGCUUGGUGGGUCAGAUCCCCUCCUCCUCUCUCUGGACGCAGCGCCCCUCGCGUCUUCUGGCUCCUUAUCGAUGAGCAACGCGGACGGAUCGAUUAGCAGCACGGCGAUCCGCUCUGAGAACUAGUCCCGCCGCCUCGUGGAUCCGAUCAAACGUCUUUGGUUUUUCUCUCCUCUUCGCGUCCUCUUGUACCUUUUUACCGCCGAGGAGCCCCUCGGUUUUUUGGACCGCGAGGGGUUCAGGGAAAAGGAGCCGUCCGCAGUCUCGAUCCCCUUCAGAAACUCUGCGGGUUUUCCCCCGCGGAAUACCAAGUAGAGGAAUGGUGGCUCCUCGUCGCCUCUCUCCUCACAUGUGAGCCUCGAUCUGCAGCAGUGGCCUGUGAGGACAGAAGCCUUGCUCAUGGACACCUGACUGUAUGGCCAUUGCCAAACCGGGGGACCGGGCCCCGAGGGACAGCUUCUACCUUGAUCUCAGUCUCCAUCUCAUUCAUUCGACGGAAAUGCAGAAGAAAACCCGCAGAUGAACUAUGAAUGCUGAACACGAUGAUCUUCUCCUUCCAGUGCCAGACAAUGCGAGGGCGUAGGCUGAAGGGGGCGCUGUCCAACCCCCUCCUGGUGCUGCUGUUGGCGCUGCAGAUCCUGGUGGUGGCCGGGCUGGUCCGUGCUCAGACCUGCCCCUCCGUGUGCUCCUGCAGCAACCAGUUCAGCAAAGUCAUCUGCACGCGGCGCAACCUCCGAGACGUCCCCGAUGGCAUCUCCACCAACACCCGGUACCUCAACCUGCAGGACAACCUCAUCCAGAUCAUCAAGGUGGACAGCUUCAAACACCUGCGCCAUCUGGAGAUCCUGCAGCUGAGCAAGAACCACAUCCGCAGCAUCGAGAUCGGGGCCUUCAACGGGCUGGCCAGCCUGAACACCCUGGAGCUCUUUGACAACCGGCUGACCACCAUCCCCAACGGGGCCUUCGAGUACCUGUCCAAGCUGAAGGAGCUGUGGCUGCGGAACAACCCCAUCGAGAGCAUCCCGUCCUACGCCUUCAACCGCGUGCCCUCGCUGCGGCGGCUGGACUUGGGAGAGCUCAAACGUCUGUCCUACAUCUCGGACGGGGCUUUCAAAGACUUGAGUAACCUGCGCUAUCUGAACCUGGGUAUGUGCAACCUCAAGGAGAUCCCCAACAUUCUACCCUUGGUCAGACUCGAAGAGUUGGAAAUGUCCGGCAACCAACUCUCUAUCGUACAGCCCAGCGCGUUCACUGGGCUAGUGAACCUGCAGAAGCUGUGGAUGAUGCAUGCCCAGAUCCAAACCAUAGAGAGGAACUCCUUUGACGACCUCCAGUCUUUAGUCGAGCUCAACCUGGCCCACAACAACCUGACCCUGCUCCCCCACGACCUCUUCACCCCCCUGCAUCGCCUGGAGCGGGUGCACCUCCACCACAACCCCUGGAACUGCAACUGUGACAUCUUGUGGCUGAGCUGGUGGCUGAAGGAGACGGUCCCAGCCAACACCAGCUGCUGCGCCCGCUGCCACGCUCCGGCCAGCUACAAAGGCCGCUACAUCGGGGAGCUAGACCACAGCUACUUCCAGUGUGAUGUUCCAGUUAUCGUUGAGCGCCCCACUGACCUGAAUGUCACCGAGGGGAUGGGCGCCGAGCUGAAGUGCCGGACCAGCUCGCUGACGUCUAUCAGCUGGCAGACGCCCAACGGCUCGCUGGUCACCCACGGGGCGUACAAGGUGCGGCUGGCCGUGUUGAACGACGGCACGCUGAACUUUACCAGCGUCACCAUGCAGGACACCGGGACCUACACCUGCAUGGUGAGCAACACGGCGGGGAACAUCUCCGCCUCGGCCGUGCUCAACGUCACCUCGGUGGAGAACAGCGGGGUGACCUACUUCACCACGGUCACCGUGGAGACCAUGGAGUCCCCGGGGGACGAGAGCCAGACCCCGCUGCCGCCCUUCGGCUGGGUGUCGUCCUCCACCACCAGGGCCCCCCCGGUGUCCACGCGCACCACGGAGCGGACCUACACCAUCCCCGUGAUCGACCCCGACGGGGAAGGGCCGCUCAACGGGCUGGACGAGGUGAUGAAGACCACCAAGAUCAUCAUCGGCUGCUUCGUGGCCAUCACGCUCAUGGCCGCCGUGCUGCUGGUCAUCUUCUACAAGAUGAGGAAGCAGCACAACCAGCAGGACCCCGAUGGCCCCGCCUCCUCCAUGGAGGUCAUCACCGUGGAGGAGGAGCUGGCCGGGGUGGCGGCGAUGGAGAGACACCUGUCGCUGCCCCCGCUGGAGCACUAUAACCACUACAACACCUACAAGAGCAGCUACCACCACCCCUCGGUGCUCAGCACCCUCCACAGCUCCAACACACAGGAACCCUUACUGAUCCAGGCCUGCUCCAAAGACAAUGUUCAAGAGACGCAGAUCUGAGGCCGCUCCCGUCCCAACAGUUCCUACCAGUGGUUUUAUAUUCGGAGUUCAACGGGCUAACUGGGGAGGAGAAAAGGAAGAAAAAUUAACAUUAACUUUAGCGAUGACAUAAGUAAUACAUCAGCGAUGGGAAUGGGACAGCGUAUGGUAUUUCUUUUGUUUAAAUGUCUUUCAAAAAAACUACAAUUAUUUAUUGAAAAGUAUGUCUAGUGGCAAAAUGAAGAAAAGCAAAACAUGUAAUAGCUUUUUUAGCUCCCUUUCUCUCUCUCUCUCUCUUCUCUGUGUGUAAUACUGCACAAGGAAAAGAAUGGUUUACUUCAAAUGAAUAUAAUUCAUCACUUCAUCACUGCUGAAACAGAACCUAUGUUUCUUUAGAGGGCGGUCUGUGUCAUUAGGGCUGUGAGGCACGUCUCCACCUCCCCACAUCCUCCCCUUCACACCCCCUCCCUCACACCCCCUCACAUCCUCCCCC
Gadus morhua (Atlantic cod) is the source of this 3228-nucleotide messenger RNA. RefSeq names its product leucine-rich repeat-containing protein 4C. Gene Ontology annotation, cellular component: plasma membrane; postsynaptic density membrane; glutamatergic synapse. The record is from RefSeq and is a predicted model, not a curated record. NCBI's taxonomy places the organism in Eukaryota, Metazoa, Chordata, Actinopteri, Gadiformes, Gadidae. Gene Ontology annotation, biological process: regulation of axonogenesis; modulation of chemical synaptic transmission; synaptic membrane adhesion. The transcript is spliced from 2 exons. The coding region runs from base 861 to 2756 and encodes 631 amino acids. Gene Ontology annotation, molecular function: cell-cell adhesion mediator activity.